Molecule: messenger RNA, 335 nt
Organism: Rotaria sp. Silwood1
Lineage: Eukaryota; Metazoa; Rotifera; Eurotatoria; Philodinida; Philodinidae
Source: the annotation of a GenBank genome assembly
GUAUAACAGCUAUCAAUCAUCCAUUACCACAAAUACAAGUUGAACUUGAUAAUGAUACUGUAGAAGAUGUUAUUACUGUUGAAUUGAUAACAGUUAUAUGUAUUAUAUUUGCAUUAGCAUUUAUUCCUGCAAGUUUUCUUGUUUUUCUUAUUGAUGAACAUUCAACAAUGUCAAAACAUUUACAAUUUAUUAGUGGUGUUAAAGGUAUAACUUAUUGGUCUGCAAAUUUUCUUUGGGAUCUAAUUAAUUAUUGUGUAUCAAUAGGAUGUUUCAUUAUUAUAUUUGUUGCUUUUAAUAUUGAAUCAUUUGGCUUUGCAUUAAUACCAUUAAUGUAA